Messenger RNA from Drosophila ananassae, 2527 nucleotides. RefSeq lists its product as uncharacterized. The coding region runs from base 106 to 2406 and encodes 766 amino acids. The record is from RefSeq and is a predicted model, not a curated record. Gene Ontology annotation, molecular function: RNA polymerase II cis-regulatory region sequence-specific DNA binding; DNA-binding transcription factor activity, RNA polymerase II-specific. Gene Ontology annotation, cellular component: nucleus. NCBI's taxonomy places the organism in Eukaryota, Metazoa, Arthropoda, Insecta, Diptera, Drosophilidae. The transcript has 3 exons. Gene Ontology annotation, biological process: endoplasmic reticulum unfolded protein response; regulation of transcription by RNA polymerase II.
UCAAUUGUAACUAGGUGGUGCUAGCUUGACCGAUAUCACCACAUACUAUCGAUACAAAUAUUUACAUUUUGUCUCCAUUCAUCACAAUACAAAUGUUCAUAAAUAAUGGAUUUUGACGUAAUUAAUUGUAACGACUUGUCGUUUGAGACAAAUUAUGAUGAUACAUUAAAUUUAACUGGGUUGCGAACCGACACCUUGGAUUUUCAAGAUUUCAUGGUAGAUGUCGAAAAUGGUGUUGAAAUUUUUUCUGGUUUCCAAAAAUCAGACCAAAUAAAUAGUGAUUAUUAUAUGGACCCAAAUACAUCACUAUCCAUGCCACCUUGCUUGCUACGAAGUUCUUCUUUAUCAUCAGAUGGCCUAGACAGAUUUUUUAAAUACAAAGAAAAUCAAGAUGAAAUAAAUAUGCGUAAUUCGCCAUCUCCAGUUGGAAGUUGUAGUAGUUCAAAUUGCAGCUUUACCAGUGGAAUCCAGAGUGAUAUAUCGGAAACCUCACAACAUGUACUCCACAAAUAUAUCGAUAUGGAGUUUCCUAAACAAUUUGUAACACCAAAAGAUUUAUUGGAAAAUAGAAGCAAAGACGAAAUAAUUACUAAGUGCGAAGAAAAUUUUUUAUCACCAUCUUCUUUAACUUCACUACUACAAGUCAAAGCACCCUGUAUGCUGGAAACUAACAUUGUAUCCACUCUGCAAAAGGAUGAUAUUUUGCAUCAAACACGAAAUUUUCAAAAUAUUGUUCCAAUAAAAAAUUAUUCUCAGGUUGCGCAAAGGCCAACUAUGUUUACCAAGACAACGAAUGAAGAAAAAUCGCAAAUAAAUAGAUCGAUUAAGUCUUGCAACCAAACAAAAAUAGAAAAUUGCUCUGAUAAUAAAAUAAUAAAAAGUAUUCCUAUACAAGUUCAUACUGAUUUUAAAAAUGAAAUUUUCAUUAAAAAUGUAUUAGAUGAAAAAAUGAUUAAAAAACAGCAACGCAUGAUUAAGAACAGGCAAUCGGCUUCUUUAUCACGUAAAAAGCGAAAAGAAUAUGUUGUGUCAUUAGAAGCUCGACUAAAUAAACUUGAAAAAGAAAAUAACGCGCUUCAAGGAGAAAACGUCACACUGCAACAACAGUUAAUUUUUUUAAAAAAGAAUUGUAAUUGCCGGAGAAAUUCUCGACAAAAUGUAGUCGAUUCGCCUUUAUCUCUUGGAAACAACAAAAAGAUGUUCAUAAAAGUUUCACCAAAAACGAAAAGUCUUCAUCAAAAUUUAAAUUCAGUAACUGUAAAAAAAAAUGUUGCCGUUUUAUUCGCCAUGGCUUUUAUGGUUACUUUAAAUGCAGGACAUUUUCAAUCAUAUCUCACAACGCCAAUUACAAAUGAUGACAAUAAUAUCAUAGAAACUUCAGUAAAAGAUUCGACACUAAGCGGACGCAGACUACUUUGGACAGAAAAAACAAAGGAACUUAAUACAACAUUUUAUUCAAAUUCUCGUCAUUCAGACAUACCCCCUUUACACUUCUUAAAUGAAAAUAUACAUACAAAGAAUUUUACAAAUAGUAUAACGACUUCAUCCAAUAUUCAAAUUUCCUUGGAUAAUUCAUCAUUACUAAAUUGUGUUGGCCUAUGCAGAUCAUCAAAUUCUAGCCAAAAUCAAUUGGAGUUCAAUAGAAUUUCUCAAAAUUUACAUAAAUGGGCCUAUGGUAAUUUUGAUUCAUCUUCAUUGAUAAAUGGCAAAAAUGAAAUACACGAUACCAAACUUUCCAAUGAUUAUUUGGAUCAUAAUAAUAUGUUUGGAAAUAAUUUUAAUUCUAACCGCAAAGAACUUUUUAACGUUAAUAGAUUCUCCACUGAGGUUCACGGAAAAAAGAGAAAAGCAGAUUAUACUACGGAACAAAAAUUAAAAAAUAAAAGUGAACAGAUUAAUUUAAUGAAUAACAUCAGACAGAAAAAUGACACAUUUUAUAUUCUUUCCUUAAACGUGGAACAUGUAAUUUUACCAGCAUCUAACAUGAAUAAUUCUAUUCGGCCAAAACUGUCAUUGUUAUUACCAACUAGAGAUACCGGACAUAAUGGAAAAAAAAUGUUCAUGCAAGUGGAUUGCGAAGUAUUAAACACAAUAGAACUCGAGGUAGAUAACCAUAUUAAAGCUGCUUUGCCAAGUACAAAUAUCACCAAUUUGAAUUCUUCUUUGAAAACUUUUAAAAAUUUAUAUGGCAAAAUACAAAAUAAUCAAAUGUAUGAUAAAGAAACUAACCAUGUUAAAAAACCGCGAACUCGUUCCUUUUAUACGAAUGUUCCAAAAAAAGAAGCAACAGAAAAAUUCCGACAUGUUAAAUUCCAAAACUAUUCGGUUAAAAGUAGUGGGCAAAACUCUGUUUCAGUCUUAAGCGCCAGAACCACUGAAACAUUACCUUCAUAUUUAAAACCAUAAUAAUUGAUAAGUUUAAAACAAAAUGUAGGAAAAACAACCAGAUUCAUAUUAUAGUGACUAAAAAUGUAUAUUAUACUUAUAGAAAGAAAUAAUCGUAAUAAAGAAAAAACUAUAAAAUAAA